CCCCCAGCAGAAUUUUCUCUCACUUUCCCUCAUUUUCUUUUCUCAUAUACUACCCAUUACCCACCAAGAAAAUUGAAAGAAAAAAAUAAUAAUAAUCAAUGAUCAUGAUGAUGAAACCACCUCUGCACCCUGCACUCCCAAAAAGCAUCGUCUUCUUCAAUCAAAACCUUUCUUCCCUUAAAUUUACCUCUGUAAACAUCAACCUCUUCCCACACAAAUUCCCCACUUCUCCAUAACCAUGAAACCUUCCUUUCUUCUUAUUUUUCUUUCGUUUGCCUUCUACUUUCUUGGCAAAUCUGCAGUUGUCUUCUCCGCCGAAGCUACAGCUCAUCCUCUCCCUCUUACUGCUCUUCUUUCUUUAAAAUCCUCUCUCAUUGAUCCUCUGAAGUCGUUCAAGGAUUGGGACCCUACUCCAAGCUUCUCAAAACCCGGUUUGGAAAACCCAGUUUGGUGUUCUUGGUCUGGUGUCCAGUGUAAUCCCAGAACGGCUGUGAUCAUCACGCUUGAUCUAUCUCACCGGAAUCUCUCUGGUACUAUUCCAAGUGAAAUUAGGUAUUUGUCCGGUUUGGUUCAAUUGAAUUUGAGUGGGAAUUCCUUUGAUGGGUCUUUUCCGUCGGCCAUUUUUGAAUUGCCUCAGCUUCAGGUUCUCGACAUCAGCCACAACAACUUUAAUUCGACUUUCCCAGUGGGGAUUUCCAAGCUUAAGUUUUUGAAAAUCUUCAAUGCCUACAGUAACAGCUUCACAGGGGAAUUGCCUCCGGAAUUUGUGUAUUUACCGUUCUUGGAGCAGCUUAAUCUUGGAGGAAGUUACUUUGAAGGUGAAAUUCCAGCACGGUAUGGAAGCAUCCCCAGGUUGAAGUUCAUCAAUUUGGCCGGAAAUUCUCUGGAAGGUAUUUUACCGUAUCAGUUGGGAUUCUUGGGCCAGCUAGAGCGAAUGGAGAUUGGCUACAAUGGGUUCUUCGGCAGAGUUCCGGUUGAAUUCUCAGCCUUAUCAAAUCUUAAGUACUUAGACAUCUCCACCUGCAAUCUCUCAGGCCCUCUGCCUCAAGAACUGGGAAAUUUAACCAAUCUUGAGAGCUUGUACCUCUUCAAGAAUAGGUUCACAGGCGACAUUCCGGUGAGCUACAGAAACCUUAAAGCUCUAAGGAUACUUGAUUUGUCAGAUAAUCAGCUGUCCGGCCAAAUUCCAGAAGGAAUUUCUUCUUUAUCUGAGCUAACCUGGUUAAGCUUGAUUGGGAACAAUCUUACUGGUACAAUACCGGAGGGUAUAGGUGAGCUUCCAAACCUCAGCACUUUGGUUCUCUGGAGCAACAACCUGACCGGCAUUCUUCCCCAGAAGCUGGGUUCAAAUGGGAAGUUGCUCACCGUCGAUGUCUCGUCAAACUCGCUCACUGGUCCAAUCCCUCCAAAUAUCUGUGCCGGAAACAUGCUGUUCAAGCUGAUCCUCUUCAACAAUUUGUUCACGAAUGAGCUUCCGAGGAGUCUUGUGAACUGCACGUCCCUUUCAAGGUUUAGAAUACAGAACAAUCUCCUCAACGGAACCAUUCCGACUGGGUUCGAGAGACUGCCGAACCUUACCUUCGUUGACUUGAGCAGGAACAAUUUCAGUGGCGAGAUUCCUUUGGAUCUGGGCAAUGCACCGAGGCUGCAAUACCUUAACAUUUCCGAGAAUUCAGUCGAAGGUCCAUUGCCGGAAAAUAUAUGGAGCGCGCCAAGCCUGCAAAUUUUUUCUGCUGGUUCAAACAAACUCAUGGGGAAAAUUCCAGAUUUUGUCGAUUGCCGGACCGUUUACAGAAUUGAAUUGCAGGAUAACAAGCUCAACGGCAGCAUCCCGGGAGACAUCAACCACUGCGAAAAGCUCCUCUGUUUGAAUCUAAGCCGGAAUUCGCUUAUCGGAACAAUCCCGAUGGAAAUCUCUACGCUUCCUUCUAUUUCUGACGUAGAUCUUUCCCAUAAUAUGUUGACCGGCACCAUUCCGUCUGACUUCCAGAACUGUACGACGCUUGAAAGCUUCAACGUGUCCUACAAUUUCCUCACCGGACCGAUACCGGCAGACGGUAGCAUUUUUCCAAACUUGCAUCCGUCCUCAUUUUCAGGAAACGACGGACUCUGUGGUGGACUUCUAGCCAAACCAUGUCCGGCAGACACGCAGGCCGCUGGCAACGAGGAGAUGCGAAAGCAGCAGCCUAAAAAAACUGCUGGCGCUAUCAUCUGGAUCAUGGCGGCGGCAUUUGGCAUUGGCCUGUUUGCUCUUGUGGCGGGAACAAGGUGUUUCCACGCCAACUACAACCGCAGAUUCAACGUCGACAGGGAAAUCGGGCCGUGGAAAUUGACGGCGUUCCAGCGGUUGAAUUUCACGGCGGAGAAUGUACUAGAGUGUUUGUCAACGACGGAUAAGAUCAUAGGGAUGGGGUCCACAGGAACCGUAUACAAAGCUGAAAUGACAGGUGGCGAGAUCAUAGCCGUGAAGAAACUGUGGGGCAAGCACAAGGAGAACAUCAGACGGCGGAGAGGAGUCCUAGCCGAGGUGGACGUGCUCGGAAACGUGCGCCACCGUAACAUCGUGAGACUGUUAGGUUGCUGCAGCAACAGUGACUGCACCAUGCUGCUCUACGAAUACAUGCCCAACGGAAACCUCGACGAUCUGUUACACGGUAAAAACAAAGGCGAGAACCUGGCGGCGGAUUGGGUGACCCGAUACAAGAUCGCACUCGGGGUGGCGCAGGGGAUCUGCUACCUCCACCACGACUGUGAUCCGGUGAUCGUCCACCGCGAUCUCAAGCCGAGUAACAUUCUCUUGGACGGCCAGAUGGAGGCCAGGGUGGCGGAUUUCGGGGUGGCAAAGCUAAUUCAGAGCCACGAGUCCAUGUCGGUGAUUGCCGGAUCAUACGGUUACAUUGCACCAGAAUACGCUUAUACACUACAAGUUGAUGAAAAGAGCGAUAUAUACAGCUACGGCGUGGUGUUAAUGGAGAUAAUCAGCGGGAAGAGGUCGGUGGAUUCGGAGUUCGGGGAGGGGAAUAGCAUCGUGGAUUGGGUGAGGUCGAAGAUUAAGAGGAAAGACGGGAUACUUGAGGUUCUGGACAAGAAUGCCGGAGCGUCGUGUGCGUCGGUGAGGGAAGAGAUGAUGCAGAUGCUGAGAAUUGCACUGUUGUGUACCAGUCGGAACCCGGCGGACAGGCCGUCGAUGAGGGAUGUGGUGUUGAUGCUGCAAGAAGCAAAGCCGAAGAGAAAAUUGCCGGAUAUCAGUAUACUUAGUUGCGGUGGGGGAGGAGGGAAUGUGGUUGGGGUUGGCGGUGACAGCAGCGAGGAUCCAAUAGGGCAAAAGGCUAAGGUGGAAUGUUGAUAUGAUUUUCAUUUUUAUCUUACAGGGAUCUCUCUUUUUUUUUUUUCCCUUUUUUUUUCCUUUUUUGAAAUGGUGGGGAUUGGUAUAGGAGAACUUAUUUUCUUUUCUUUUCUUUUUCUUUUUUCAUUAAUGGAAUGAAUUUUCAAGCGUUCUUUGUUCUAGUUUCUCUACUUUAUAUUUGAAUCGUGCAAUUGCUAGCCUAUU
Messenger RNA from Rubroshorea leprosula, 3550 nucleotides. NCBI's taxonomy places the organism in Eukaryota, Viridiplantae, Streptophyta, Magnoliopsida, Malvales, Dipterocarpaceae. The record is from the annotation of a GenBank genome assembly.